Penicillium maclennaniae is the source of this 1005-nucleotide messenger RNA. Its product is annotated as putative RING finger domain protein. The transcript has 4 exons. The record is from RefSeq and is a predicted model, not a curated record. NCBI's taxonomy places the organism in Eukaryota, Fungi, Ascomycota, Eurotiomycetes, Eurotiales, Aspergillaceae. Gene Ontology annotation, molecular function: ubiquitin protein ligase activity. The coding region runs from base 1 to 1005 and encodes 334 amino acids. Gene Ontology annotation, cellular component: nucleus.
AUGGGGCACCAAGCGCAGCCCCGCCCACCCGUCGUCGCCUGUGCUACGAACGGCGACCUUUUCUGUCGCGAAUGCGCGAUCAAUGAUCUCCUCGCGCAGAGGCAGGAGAUCAAGCGCCUUGAGCGUGAGCGCGACGAUGCGAAAAAGAGGCUUGCGGAGGAUGACGAGCGCACGCUUGAAGAGGCGAGAAGGAAAGAGUUACAUGAUUUCGAGCUAGUUUCUAUGGGGUUAGAAGCUAAGGGAACUAAAAGAAAAGCAGAGCAGACGGAGGCAUUGGAUAGGUUCAAGGCGAGAGAGGUGGAAAUCGAUGGGAAGAGGAAGAAAGUGUUUGAGUUGGAUGAGAAGGAGAUGGCGCGUGUUGCGCGUGAAGAGCAGGAGAGGUUGAAGAAUGAUUUGAAGAGGGAGAAGACCGAGUCUAGCAAGUCUGCGCUGCCUUCAUUCUGGGUUCCGUCGUUGACGCCGGCGACGGAUCCGAAUGAGAUCGCUGCGAACAAGAAUGUCAAGUUGACGCCCAUAUGUCCUGGAUCUUCGGAUACGAAUCGACAUAGCUACUCGUUGAAGUCGUUGGUCGAAGUGCAUUUCACGGAAGAGAAAGCCUCGGACGGGACGGUGGCUCGGAUUUGUCCGAGUUGCAAGAAGAAUUUGAGUAAUGGACUCAAGGCCAUGCUCACCAAACCAUGCGGUCAUGUCAUAUGCUCACCAUGUGUCAGUAAAUUCAUGGCUCCUCAUGAUGAUACCCCAGACCCCCAUGCGUCUAAAGAAGAACAAGAGAAAGCGGCCAAACUUCACGGCCGAGUACUAUGUUAUGUUUGCGAGACGGAUCUCACAUUGCGAGACCUCAGUACGGAGAAAGCAGAUCCCGAUGAAGGCAAGAAGAAGUCCAAGAAGAAGGCCAAGGACGACGCCACUCGGCCAGGCCUAGUAGCGAUCAGCUCCGAGGGGACAGGAUUCGCCGGCGGAGGUGGUAAUGUGGCUACGAAAAAGGGCGUCGCGUUCCAAUGCUGA